AUGCACAUGCAGUUGCUUCAACAUCAGUUUGUCCUCGAAGGCGAGGUAAGGAGCCUGGAAGAAGCUCAGCCGCUCGAUUGGAUUCACUUCCCAAAGACUGGCAGCUCCUUCAUCAACGCCAUCAUCCACCUGAAAGGCGCUUGCCCGUCUCUGGCGAACGUCGCUCUCAAGGAAGACACGGUCGGCGGCGGCCCCUGCUGGCUGUCCCACUGGCUCAAGCACGACUGCCCCAAGGUGUGCAAUGCGGACAAGUACACUUGCCCUCAGCCGUACCAUGCACACCUCCCUGUAACCAAUUACUCGGCCCAGCGUGGUCACUUGGUUGGAAUGUUCCGCGAUCCGAAUCAGCGUAUCCUUUCUGGCUACCAUGAUGAUGAAAACAACUUUGCCGCCUACACAGAGGAGCUCUACAUGCAUGACCUGGAAUCUAGAGUAGAGUGCAGGGGGGUGCUGAACGACGUAAAGACAUGGCCGAAGAGGCCGCUUUCAGAGUUCGCCGAAAUGUGGAAGGGCGGUAUGACAUACCAGCUCGUGACCGAGCAUCCGACCACCGUAACCCUGGAUCCACGCCGGCCCCAGGUGACGAGCCGAGACGCCACUGAGGCAGCACGAAGGGUGCGUGACGGCUUUGCCUUCGUAGGCCUCACAGAGGAGUGGGACCUGUCAAUCUGCCUCUUUCACAAGAUAUUCGGAGGAGCAUGUAGUGCCUUCGAUUUCCUAAACACGAGGCCCAGCUUUGAUGGGAAGAGCGCCGACCACGCUUACGACACCUCCGAGCUUCAGGGGUGGUACGAUGACAUUGAUGAAGUGGUGUAUGCUGCCGCGGUUGAGGUCUUCCGCCGCUCUCUGCCCCAGACAAUCGCGGCCGUGCAAGGCUUGGAAGCGCUAAGCUCCCGAAAAGAGCUGGGAAUUAGCCGGUCCUUCUGGCUUCCAGUGUCCAAGGCAGGCCUCGCAGGGCCCCUCACCUGCAGCCCAGCUAACAAAGGACCCAACAAGAGCUCCGAUGGCCGCCGGGCCGCGGAGGCGGACCCCAAAGUGUGGGAGGUGGUGCGCGGUGUGGUUGGGCCUCGCAGCCUCAAAGUCAUCACACCCGACUACGCAAAAGGCGACAUCCACGGAUACGGGAACGUGGCUGUGGACAUCGAUGACCCGCGGUCGGGAGUCAUCUCGCCCGCCCAUACGAUUGAGUCGCUUGGCACAGGCUUUGACACUCUGGCGAUCGACUGCCAAGGUUGCUUUGCCACUUUCUUGGAUGAGAACCCCAUGCUGCGGCAGACGCUCUUAGCGAUCAUCGUAGAGGUUCACCAGUGGUCGUCUGAGCCGGCGGCUGUGCAAAAGCUGCUUCAGGAAGGUUGGGAGUUGAAGCAACGGGUGUUGCGUCAGCACGUGCUGUGCAAGGGGCCGUGUGUCAGUCAGUGUGAUCCACGUUGGUCUGAUCAGCACGCCCGCCAGUACUACGGAAAGGACUUUUGGUGA
Molecule: messenger RNA, 1476 nt
Organism: Symbiodinium necroappetens
Lineage: Eukaryota; Dinophyceae; Suessiales; Symbiodiniaceae
Source: the annotation of a GenBank genome assembly